Molecule: messenger RNA, 2132 nt
Organism: Leptinotarsa decemlineata (Colorado potato beetle)
Lineage: Eukaryota; Metazoa; Arthropoda; Insecta; Coleoptera; Chrysomelidae
Product: serine/threonine-protein kinase SBK1
Biological process (GO): protein phosphorylation
Molecular function (GO): protein serine/threonine kinase activity; ATP binding
Source: RefSeq, a predicted model, not a curated record
CAAUAUUUAUGUUGAAAAGGCGCUUGAAUCAGUUCUACAGAUCACAGACAGACUUUGGGCUGUUAUUGCAAUUCUCUAGACAGCUUGUGAAAGUUAUUUCCCAAUAUCUUCACAGCUUUAAACAGAGUGACUUUGUAUACAGGCUGUUUCGUUUUUUCUGAGUGAUGUGUGUGAUUGUUCAGUUCCAAUAUAAGUUAAGAGUUCACUGAUCCUAAUCAACAGCAACAACUUCGAUAAAGACUAAAGGGAAUGGUUUUCCAAAAAUGGGCAGUCUGUUCAAACAGUCUCUCAGCGGAAAUAUUCAUAAAAUCAGAGAGUUUGAGUUAGAAAAGGUUAACUUGGCCGAAGAAUUCGAUAUUCUUCAGAUAGUAGGUGAAGGUUGGUUUGGAAAAAUCCUCUUGGUGGAGCACAAGGCAACUGACACUGAAAUGGUGUUGAAAGCCCUGCCUAAACCAUACACAGCACUUAAGGACUUCUACAGAGAAUUUCAUUAUGGAUUGCAUUUGGGAAUCCACAGGAAUAUUAUUACAGCGUAUGAUGUUGCAUUUGAAACCGCUGGAUUUUAUGUUUUUUCGCAAGAAUAUGCACCAUUAGGAGACCUAACUUCCAACGUCUCAGAAAUUGGAAUUGGCGAACUUCACACCAAAAGAGUCGCGAAACAAUUGAGCGCGGCAUUGGAGCACAUGCAUGCAAGAGAUCUGGUUCAUAGGGAUGUGAAACUUGACAAUAUUUUAGUGUUCAAGUCGGACUUUUCUCGCAUCAAACUGUGCGAUUUUGGCGAAACUCGUAGAGUAGGUUCUAUUGUACUCAGAAGAAACGAAUGGCUGCCUUAUGCCGCUCCCGAGGUGCUUCAGGUGGCUACAGAUGGAAGUUAUAUGGCAGCAACUUCUCACGAUGUUUGGCAAUUCGGGAUUGUGAUAUUCGUCUGUCUCACUGGCUGUCUUCCUUGGCAAAAAGCUGCGAUGGACGACCCCAGAUACAUAAGAUACCUGUCGUGGCAAAAUUCCAACAUACCUUUGAAGAGGCAACCUAAGCUGUUCAAAUUAGUAUCAUCGAAAGCUCAGCGACUUUUCAAAAAAUAUUUGGAACCCAGGCCAGACAAAAGGCCAUCCAGUUUAGGGGAAGUUCACAGAUAUUUAGAUGAUAGGUGGAUGUCCAAAGGUAUGGAAAAAAGUAACGAAACUCUUAAAGAAGACGAGGGACUAUGUCCUUCUAUGUACAGCUUUCACAGCAGUCCUGAAGAAAAAAACAAGUUACUAUUCACACUAACCCAGUACGGUUUGGAAACAACCGUUGAUAGGGUAGCUAAAAAGGACAGGAUCAGGGAUUGGAUCCAAAAUAGCGUUAUCGAAGAAGACGAUGAAGUCGAAGAAGUGGACGAGGAAAAUAUCAAGAUUCUUGAUGACGAAAGCGAUCCUGUAGGGGAACGAGCACCCCUCUCCGAAAGAAAACUGAAAAAUGAACACCUCAAACCUCAUAACGCGGUUAAGAGAGAAAGAAGAAUAUCAAUGGCGAAAAAAGACACUGUUUAUAAACCGCCCAUUGAUCCAAGAAUACCCCUUCAAGACCAAAAAGCGCUCACCACGGAGAAAGAAAAGGCCAAAAGUUCAUCAUCAGAGGAGAAAAAGGAUAAGCCGGAGGAUCGAAGACCUUCACAUGCUGGAGGAAUAGCUCAGAGUUUGCCGUUCGUAUUGAAAUUAUCAAACUCAUUAACUUCAUCUGAAAGCGCUUUCAGUAGUGAUUCUAGUAUCACAGUUAAACAUAAAAUAAAUGUUCAAAUACCACAGUCUGCGCUUGUUAGCUCUAAUGGUUUAUCAAAGGAUCGACAUGCCAGAUAUAAAUAACGAAAAAUAUAACGAUAUAGAAGGAAUGGAAAUGUACUUACUGAAAGUACAAACAGUCCAACGAUGAUUUCAAAAAAAAUCGUCUUGAUACAGACAGAACAAAAGAAGCAUUCGUGUCAAUAAGUAUGUUUUGACAAAUGCCUCCACAUUCCCAUAGUUUACUGGGUAUGAAGAAACGUGAUUAGAUAUAGAUUCAAUUUUUCGUCGAAUUUGAUAUUUAUUUGUCAUUAUUUGCUCAUUCCCUUGAUUUAUAUAUUGAUGAAAAUAUAUCAUAUGAAUUAAAUCGUG